AUGCAUACUCCUACCAAAGUGGAGGUCAAUGAGUUAGAGAAAACAGUUAAUUUAUUAAAGCAGGAGCUCAAUGACCGGGAUCAAGAGGCACUGCUUUCGGAUCUUGAGAUCGGACAUCUACCUGAGGAGAAGGGGGAGAAUAUCACCCACACCAUAUCUGUUCUAGCAGUAAGGCUAGGGGUACCACUGGAAGAACGGGACGUCGUCUUUGCGGAGCGUGUUGGAGCGGCGCCACUGUCUUUGAGCGUUAGUACGGAAGGAGGCAUAGCGAUACGAGCGCGCCGCGUGGUGGUACGGCUGGCGCGGCGUAGCCUGCGUGACGAGUUGCUGCGCGCUGCUCGCAGAAACGGCGACCCUUUUUCGGAGUCCCUUUUUUGGAUUGCCUCCAACUUAGUCCUCACGGGUGACAACGCAUCCGCAUUUUAA
This is a messenger RNA of Parnassius mnemosyne (clouded apollo), 426 nucleotides long. NCBI's taxonomy places the organism in Eukaryota, Metazoa, Arthropoda, Insecta, Lepidoptera, Papilionidae. The record is from the annotation of a GenBank genome assembly.